GAUAAGCAUAAGAAAAAAAAAAUUAGGCCAAACACCCCUCAGAAGUCCAACCUCUGUAGAUCUACCGACAUCCUCUGUCCUGAAUAUCCGCCCAGAUCAUGUAGAAGAAGAAGCCAUUGAUGUGAUUAGUCAUAGCUGAAGAAAGGAAUAUACAGGUAUAGUGUUUUGUUAUAAGAUAAUCAAGAAUGGCUCCCUUCCUGACCAACUAUCAACUGGGAAAGACACUUGGUAUUGGAACUCUUGGAAAAGUGAAGAUUGCUAAGCAUACCGAGACCGGGGAAACUGUGGCGAUCAAGAUCUAUAACAAGAGAAAAGCUGUUAACCUUGAUAUGCUUCAACAGAUAAAAAUGGAAAUUGCAACUAUGAAGUUGCUAAAGCAUCCAAAUGUGGUCCGCUUAUACGAGGUUAUAGGGACCCCUUCAGACAUAUACGUCAUACUCGAGUAUCUCCGCGGGGGAAAUCUUUCGGAUAAAAUUGUGGAACAUGGACGAAUGAAUGAAGAUGAAGCCAGAUAUUAUUUUCAACAGCUCAUUAAUGCUGUUGAUUAUUGCCAUAGUAGGGGCAUCUAUCAUAGAGAUCUAAAGCCAAAAAAUUUGCUUCUGGAUGCAUCUGGCAACCUCAAAGUUACAGAUUUUGUAUGGAGUGCCCUUGCUCAACAAGUUGAGGCCGACGGCUUGCUUCACACGAAGUGUGGAACUACAAAUUAUGCCGCUCCUGAGGUGUUGAGUGAUAAAGGAUAUGACGGGGCAGCUGCAGAUUUAUGGUCGUGUGGAGUCAUACUCUUUGAAUUACUUGCGGGUUACAUGCCAUUUGAUGAUUCUAAUCGUAUGAACCUACUUGGAAGAAUUAAAGCUGCAGAGUUCACUUGUCCUUCAUGGCUCUCCUUAGAUACAAAAAGGUUGAUACAUCGCUUAUUGGAUCCUGACCGCUCUACUCGGAUAACAUUACCUGAGCUUUUGAAUGAUGAGUGGUUUAAAAAGGAUUUCAAACAGCCUGAAUUUCUGGAAAAAGAAGAGACAAAUUUUGAUGAUGUGGAAGCAGCUUUUCAAGUUUCGGAAGAAGAGGUAGGAGCUUCACUUUUAGCACACAAGGCGGCGCUACAGUUUUUAGAAGGCAUACAGAACUACAGAUUAGAAGAGAUAUUAUCUGCCACCAACAACUUUUCGGAUGGAAAUCUCAUUACGGAAGGUAGAUUAGGAAAGGUGUACAAAGGACAACAUUUGCAGUAUGGGAAUUUGGUGAAUUUUUCCGUACGAAGGUUAGAUCGUAACUACGGGCAGGGAGACGAGUUUGAGACGGAGAUUUCAAUGCUUAAGAGUCUCCAACAUAAAAAUAUUGUUUCCUUCUUUUGGCUUUUUGAUGAGGAUAAUGAAAAGAUAAUAAUUUACAAACAAUCAGUUCAUGGAACUCUUGACCAACAUCUGAAUGAUCCAACUCUCACAUGGUCUCAAAGACUUCAAAUAUGUUUAGGUGUUGCUAAUGCAUUGAACUACAUCCAUUAUGAUCUCAUACAUUGUGACAUCAGUAGCUCUAAAAUAUUUUUAGAUAAUAAUUGGGAACCCAAGAUGUACGGUUUUGAACUUUCCACAAAAUAUCCUCAAAGUUGGAGGCAUCGCCUUCUCUUCUUUCGCUACUUUGGUAACAUCAAUAUGACACCCAAAUAUGAUGUUUGCUCUUUUGGUGUGUUAUUGUUUGAAGUCCUUUGUGGGAGGAAACCAACGAUUACAAAUGACGGUGUUCAGGACGAACUAGAUAAGAUCAUCAAUCCUGAUUUAAGGAAACAAAUGGACCCACAAUCGUUGGAACUCUUCACAGACAUAACUUAUAAAUGCUUGAAUCAACAACUUGUGCAGCGUCCAACUAUGGAUCAUAUUGUCAAAGAACUUGAGGAGGUGUUGGAACUUCAAUUGAAACAUGCAAAUCUUGAACACUCGAUAGCUGCAGAUGGAGGUACAUCAUCCAACAACUCGAAGAUCGAGUUUUUGAAGAUCCCACUUAGGGAAAUAAGGCGAGCCACAAAUGAUUUUGAUGAAGCAGGCUCUGUUGGGUGUGGUGGGUACGGCAUAGUUUACAAGGCAAAACUUGACGUUUUAGACAUCCAAAGUUUGUCAUCUUUAGAAGGGAAGUGUAAAGAUGAACUGCGCAAGAUAAACAAAACUGUGGCCAUAAAGCGCAUAUUUAGUAGAGAAGACGAGCAAGGUAAACAAGGGUUUUUAACAGAAAUUGAAUUGCUUACUAGCUGUAAGCAUUCAAAUAUAGUAUCUCUCCUUGGAUUUUCUAGAGAAGCUCGUGAAAUGAUUCUUGUCUACGAGUAUGCUUUUAAAGGAAGCCUUAGUGAUUAUUUGGGAAGCAAUAGUAAAACGGUUACACUUACUUGGGCACAAAGAUUACAGAUUUGCCUUGAUAUUGCACAUGGAAUUAAUUACCUUCAUACCAACACAGAGGGAAAACCAAGGAUAAUACAUCGAGACAUAAAGAGUGAGAACAUUCUGUUAGAUGAAAAUCUGAACGCAAAGAUUGCCGACUUUGGUCUCUCAAAGUUCCAUCCUAUGAAGCAACAAGCUAGCACUAUUUAUACAAAAAAUAUUGCAGGCACAGAGGUGUACAUGGAUCCAGAGUAUUUGACUACAUUCAAAUAUAAAAAGGAAUCGGAUAUUUAUUCAUUUGGAGUCGUUUUAUUUGAGGUCCUAUCCGGGAGGAUGGCCUAUGACCCAAUUUACCUUGGUGAAUAUGACAUGGGCCUUGCACCCAUUGCAAGGAGACGCUUCAAUGAGGGAACGUUAAAGGAAUUGAUAGAUCCUAAAAUGUUAGAAGGAGAUGAUGAUCACAUUUUUACUUUAAAUAGAGGACCCAAUCAAGAUUCUUUGGACACUUAUUCUAAAAUUGCAUAUCAAUGUUUGGCAGAAACUCAAGGCAAACGUCCAACAAUGGAAGUUAUAAUCAAGGAACUUCAAAAUGCAUUGAACUUGCAAGGGGAUACCAUGGAACUCUCAAGAUUUGAACUCAGUGAUAUAGUGUUGGCUACGGAGAACUUUGCUGAAACAUACUGCAUUGGUGUAGACUCUAAUGGGAUGGUGUACAAAGCUGAACUUGAGCAUUUUGGCAACGAUAGUUCGUUGGAAACACAAGGGAAGGAUAAUGGUGAACCAUCCAAGAAACGCAUUACCGUGGCUAUAAAACGCAUCACUAGUAGAAAAGGUGUGCAAGGAAAAGAAGGAUUCUUUUCAGAACUUGAAAUGCGUGCUCGUUAUAAGCAUCCAAAUAUAGUUUCUCUUCUUGGCUUUUGUGAUGAAGGUGAUGAAAUGAUCCUUGUCUACGAGCAUGCUUCUGAGGGAAGCCUCGGUGACUGUUUGAAAAACGUUAGCAACAUGAAUAAUCUUACAUGGACCCACCGUCUACAGCUAUGCCUUGAGAUUGCACGAGGACUCGAUCACCUUCACACUAAGAUGGACAUCCUACAUGGUGACAUAAGUAGUCCCAACAUUCUGUUAGACAAGAACAAGGCGGCAAAGAUUGCUUACUUUGGGAUCUCUAAGUUACAUCCAACAAAUCAAGAGGCGGGCGUGAAAGUGUUCAGGGAUCCAGAAUAUGAAACAACGGAUCCAGGAUAUGAAACAUGGGAUCCAGAAUAUGAAACAACAGGCGAAUUGAAAAGAGAGUCGGAUGUUUUCUCUUUUGGAGUGGUUCUUUUUGAAAUCUUUUCUUGGAAGUUGGCGUAUGACCCAGGUUACGUAGUAGUAAAUGACAAAAGGCUUGCACGCCAAAGCAUCAAUAUUGACGGAAUGAUACAGAGACUAAUAGAUCCUAAGCUAAAGGAAGAAACUGACAAAAUCACUUCAAAUGGAGGACCCGAUAAAGGUUCUUUGUACGCAUUUUUUAAAGUUGCAUGUCGAUGUGUUGGAGAAGCUUCUCAGCUCCCUAUGGCAACCGUCAUUAAAGAACUUGAGAGAGCAUUACACUUACAUAAUAAAUCCACAAACCCCGACGAAAAUAAAGAAUGACAGAUUCUUAAAAGGCUGAAGAAAUGUACUUCAUUUCCAAUCAAAUAGUGGUGCGAUAUUGUCACGUACAUCACCUUUCAAGUCUAUUGCAAGGACGUGAGAUGCUCAAACGCGAAGAAAGAUUGUUCAAGGAAGCAUAUGGGUGGAUCAGUGGAUGUGUAACUUCAUUUCCUGUCAUGUGAUUCGCUAUGGAUACUAAUGUUUGGUUCGGUGUGAUCUUGGUGUUUGGUUUAGAUGCGUGAUAACUAGUCACUUGUGUUCUAAACCAUUUUGUAAUAUUAAUCAACUAUAUGUAAAGAUUACCCGAAAAUAUGAUCCCAAAGUUUCCAAAGUA
Helianthus annuus (common sunflower) is the source of this 4335-nucleotide messenger RNA. RefSeq lists its product as uncharacterized. The record is from RefSeq and is a predicted model, not a curated record. Gene Ontology annotation, molecular function: ATP binding; transmembrane receptor protein tyrosine kinase activity. The coding region runs from base 186 to 4001 and encodes 1271 amino acids. Gene Ontology annotation, cellular component: plasmodesma; plasma membrane. NCBI's taxonomy places the organism in Eukaryota, Viridiplantae, Streptophyta, Magnoliopsida, Asterales, Asteraceae. The transcript is spliced from 16 exons. Gene Ontology annotation, biological process: protein autophosphorylation.